AUGGGUGCUUCUGUACUCUCCAUGUUGCUUCUACUGAAUGGUGAAAAAUGCGGUACGAGCCUUAACAAAGGUGGACGAAUAGUUGGAGGACGGAACGCCACAGAAGGGGAAUUUCCGUGGAUGGUGGCUAUCCAGGACGCAUUCGGGUCUCAUUUUUGUGGGGGAUCUAUCAUCGAACCGGACAUUGUUGUGACAGCUGCGCAUUGUCUACGAGGAAUAGUUCCAGCCAAUAUACAAGUCCAGGCUGGACUCUUGGACCUCAAUAACCCGCCCAACUACAGCCAAGUACGCAAUGUGCAAAAAUUUGCUGCUCACGAGUCGUUUGAUAUGUGGUCGAAUGAAGGAAAGCCCAACGACAUAGCACUGCUCAAGUUGGCUGAGCCUUUUGACUUUGGCGAGAGCGAGGGGCACAUCGGCGCUGUCUGUCUUCCCGCCAAGGAUCGCCCGUUGGAGGGCGACGUUGUAGUCACCGGCUGGGGACUAACAUCACAGGGUAAUAGAGGCUUGAGUUGUUACCCCUGUUUGAUUGGUGCCGAUUGAAAUAAUGCUGAGGUUAGUUUUAACUCCUCCAUUGCUAACCAUUCAUAU
Molecule: messenger RNA, 588 nt
Organism: Ixodes scapularis (black-legged tick)
Lineage: Eukaryota; Metazoa; Arthropoda; Arachnida; Ixodida; Ixodidae
Product: chymotrypsinogen 2-like
Exons: 5
Coding region: 1-540 (179 amino acids)
Biological process (GO): proteolysis
Molecular function (GO): serine-type endopeptidase activity
Source: RefSeq, a predicted model, not a curated record